AUGAAAGCUAUCUUGCUCUCGAAUCCAGGAGGGCCGUCGACGUUCCUCUUCAACGACCUCCCUAUACCCACGCCACUACUUGGACAUGUCGUUAUAGAGAUCAAAGCCUUUGGAAUCAACCAUGCUGAAAUGCACAUGCGAAAAGGCGAAUGGGCCGAAAUCGCGGAAGUAAGCGGGAUUGAAUGCGUGGGCAUCGUCCACUCGUGUCCUAGUGGUGAAUUUUCUGUCGGCUCCAAAGUAGCUGCAAUCAUGGGCGGGAUGGGGCGUACGAUUAAUGGCAGUUAUGCUGAGUACACACGAGUUUCCGCCAACAACGUCGCGGCUGUUGAGACUGAUCUCAAAUGGGAGGAAUUGGCGGCUAUUCCCGAAUCAUAUGCAACGGCUUGGACAACUCUCUUCCGGAACUUAGAACUAUCAAGUAGCCAGACGCUUUUGGUUAGAGGUGGAACCUCGUCCUUGGGACAGGCAGCUAUAAACCUCGCGGUCAACUGCGGGGCAAGGGUGAUUGCCACGACUCGAAAUAUGGACAAGUCGCCGAUGUUGUUUGAGUUGGGUGUGCAGCAAGUCGUGCAGGAAGGACCUCAACUAUCAGAGAGGCUCUCGGACGCAGGGACCAUUGACGCGGUGCUGAAUUUAGUUGGGAACAGCGUUCUCCUCGAUUCUUUGGCUAUUGUCCACAGGGGUGGACGUGUAUGCUUGGCCGGCUUCCUGGGGGGCCUCGAUCCUAUAUUGGAUUUCAAUCCUUUGUUGCAAAUGCCCAGCGGCGUGCAUUUCAGUUUCUUUGGCAGUUUCCACUUCGGAACACCAGGCUUCCCGCUAUCAGAUGUGCCGUUGCAAACGAUCGCCAAUGAGGUGUCGACGGGCCGCUACAAAGCUAAACCGUCGAUGGUAUUUCGAUUUGACGAAAUUGCGGAGGCCCACAAGAUGAUGGAAGAGAAUCGCGCUGGUGGAAAGUUGGUAGUUAAGAUUGGGGAUUGA
Venustampulla echinocandica is the source of this 978-nucleotide messenger RNA. RefSeq lists its product as uncharacterized. The coding region runs from base 1 to 978 and encodes 325 amino acids. The record is from RefSeq and is a predicted model, not a curated record. NCBI's taxonomy places the organism in Eukaryota, Fungi, Ascomycota, Leotiomycetes, Helotiales, Pleuroascaceae. The transcript has a single exon. Gene Ontology annotation, molecular function: oxidoreductase activity.